UAGAAAAAUUUUAAAGGAUAAUAGAAAAAUUUUAAAGGAUCAAUAGAAAAAUUUUAAAGGAUCAAUAGAAAAAUUUUAAAGGAUCAAUAGAAAAAAUUUAAAAACCCUCCUUUUUCAAAAUAGAACGCAUUCUUGAAACACUUUGAUGUCACAUCCACAACAUCGCCAUUAACACCAUUCAGCCUUUUGCACCUCCAAAAUAGAAGAAUUCUCUUUCCCAUUUGUUUUCGUUUUAUUUUCUCCGGUCACUAAUAAAAAAUAUAUCUGACAAAAUGUGCGCCACCGGUUAUUUCCACCAAGUUUCCAUGGCUCGUUACACGUUACUGUAUAAUAACAACAAGAACAAUAAGAAGAUUUAUGGUGAUGCAAGCGAUUUCACUGAAGAUAGAGACGACGGAAGCAGAGGAAGAAUCGAUGAAUCGAUCCAUCAAGUUAACUUGGUGGUUACCGGAGAAGCUGAGACGGGGAAAGCUUCAUUGAUAGAUAAAUUCGUGAAGAAAAACUGCGUUUUGAACCACCGAGGUGAACUCAGCCAUAAUAUGUUGCAGAGAAGAACAGAUGAAGAUACAAAAAGAUGGCAAAGAAUUCUUCUCCAUCUGAAGGACACCAGCACCGACGCCCAAUGGGAAAUUUCGCACCGUUCAAUCGUUCACGGUUAUUUGAUUGUAUUCGAUGUGACAAACAAAGAAACCUUCGUCAAUGUCCCUAAAUGGUGUUCCAAAAUCUUCCAAAAAGCUUCCCCUGUAUCACGAAUUAUUCUCGUGGGACUGAACGACGGUUCGAAACAGCGACUCAUCAGCGAAAAACAGGCGACCGACCUUGCAGCGAGUCUUGGUCUGAUUUAUCAGGAAGUUGAUUUAGACACAAUGGAAUCGAUAUCUUCUCUCUUUUAUCGAAUGAUCGAUAUGAUUCUAAGCGACAGCCGGAAGUGCCGACCGGAAAUGGAUAAGUAAAUGGAUGUAGGAUUUCAAAAUUUUGGUGUGUGGAUGGGUCUUUCCGUGUGUUUGUCAGUGUUAUAUAUAUAUAUAGGUAUAAAAAUUAUAUAUAAAAAAAGGAACAUGAACGUAAAAUACACAAAGAAACGAACACAAAAAACGGACGCGUCAUUCGAAGCCUUUAAUCUUCAGUCAGAAACCGGAUCAUCACAGCAAAUUUCGGCUGAUUAAUCCUGAUAUUUGCUCCGAAACGGCCCAGCCCCAAGGAA
Messenger RNA from Octopus sinensis (East Asian common octopus), 1204 nucleotides. RefSeq names its product ras-related protein Rab-35-like. Gene Ontology annotation, molecular function: GTP binding; GTPase activity. The transcript has 3 exons. The record is from RefSeq and is a predicted model, not a curated record. NCBI's taxonomy places the organism in Eukaryota, Metazoa, Mollusca, Cephalopoda, Octopoda, Octopodidae. The coding region runs from base 273 to 953 and encodes 226 amino acids.